Molecule: messenger RNA, 2456 nt
Organism: Cannabis sativa
Lineage: Eukaryota; Viridiplantae; Streptophyta; Magnoliopsida; Rosales; Cannabaceae
Product: ubiquitin-like modifier-activating enzyme atg7
Exons: 15
Coding region: 145-2286 (713 amino acids)
Biological process (GO): C-terminal protein lipidation; autophagosome assembly; cellular response to nitrogen starvation
Cellular component (GO): cytoplasm; phagophore assembly site
Molecular function (GO): Atg12 activating enzyme activity; Atg8 activating enzyme activity
Source: RefSeq, a predicted model, not a curated record
AUCCCAAAUUACUAAAAAUAAAUAGUGUAAACGACAGAAAAAAGACACUUAAACUGGAAACCGGAGCCAACACGCCACGAACUCAUAUGUUGAAGAUUUUGUGAGAGAAUAACAGGGACUUGAUUUCCUCGACGAGCAAGUCCAAUGGCGGACCAAGGUAAUCGAUCUUUACUCCAAUUCGCACCGUUUCAGAGCGCAGUGGACGAGGGUUUCUGGCAUAGACUUUCUUCUUUGAAGCUUAACAAACUUGGGAUUGAUGACUCUCCUAUUCCCAUUACUGGUUUCUAUGCUCCUUGUUCUCAUUCCCAAGUAUCAAAUCAUUUAACUCUUUUAGCUGAGUCUUUGCCUGAUGAAUUGAGUGAACAAUCAACACUAACAGUCGCAAGUCUAGGCAAUCGAAACAGGUGUUCUGUCCAUGGUAUCCUUUACAACACCAAUACGGUGGAAAACUUUUAUUCACUUGACAAAAUGAGCUUGUUAAAAGAAGAAGCAAAGAAGAUUUGGGAGGACAUUCAUACUGGAAAAGCUAUGGAGGACAGUUCUGUGCUUUCAAGGUUCCUUCUCAUCUCUUUUGCAGACCUGAAGAAGUGGACUUUUCAUUAUUGGUUUGCUUUUCCUGCUCUGUUACUUGAUCCCCCAGCUACCUUGGUAGAUUUGAGGCCAGCUUUGCAGUAUUUUAGCACUGAAGAGGCUGAAUCCGUUUCGGAAGCAUGCAAUGCGUGGCGAAACUCAAGCUCAACAGUAGAUAUUCCAUUCUUUUUGAUCAGUGUUGAUGCAAAUUCAAAUGCCACUAUUAAGAAUCUUAAGGACUGGGAAACCUGUCAAGGUGAUAGCAAUAAGUUGUUCUUUGGGUUUUAUGACCCAUGCCACCUUCCGAACAAUCCUGGUUGGCCCUUGCGGAACUUCCUUGCACUCAUUUGCUCAAGAUGGAACCUCAACUCAGUUAGAUUUUUAUGCUACAGAGAGAAUCGUGGUUUUGCUGACUUGGGAUCAUCCCUUGUUGGUGAAACCCUAAUUGCAGUUCCACAAGGAUGGAAUGAUCGUCAAUGUGUUCCUAAUGCAGUGGGAUGGGAACUUAAUAAAGGGAGAAAGAUGCCUCGAUGCAUUAGCCUUGCUAGAUCUAUGGAUCCCACUAGGUUGGCCAUAUCUGCUGCAGAUUUGAAUUUAAAACUAAUGAGAUGGCGUGCUUUGCCUUCUUUGAACUUAAACAUCUUGUCCGGGCUAAAGUGUCUUCUCCUAGGAGCUGGUACACUUGGGUGUCAGGUGGCUCGUAUGCUCAUGGCGUGGGGUGUUCGAAAAAUUACGUUACUUGACAAUGGGAAGGUAGCUAUGUCUAAUCCUUUAAGGCAAUCCCUGUAUACAUUGGAUGAUUGCCUUGAUGGAGGUGAGUUUAAAGCCACAGCAGCUGUUAGAAGUCUCCAGCGAAUAUUUCCAGCUGUGGAAGCAGAGGGUGUUGUGAUGGCUAUACCAAUGCCUGGGCAUCCAGUUUCUAGCCAAGAAGAACCUAGUGUGCUUGAUGAUUGUAAACGGCUGCAUGAUCUUAUUGAUUCUCAUGAUGUAGUUUUCUUGUUGACUGAUACAAGGGAAAGUCGGUGGCUACCUUCACUUCUAUGUGCCAAUUUUAAUAAGAUAACUGUAACUGCAGCUUUAGGGUUUGAUAGCUUUUUAGUUAUGCGACAUGGAGCAGGACCUCUUAGCUCUGAACACGCCUUGAAAAAUGAAGCAGUAAAUGCUUUAUCUGUUGAUUUGAGCAAUCUUGACAUGGUGGAUAAUCAUGAAAGGCAAAGAUUGGGCUGCUAUUUUUGCAAUGACGUGGUUGCUCCUAUUGAUUCAACUGCCAACCGCACUUUGGACCAGCAGUGUACUGUUACACGGCCGGGGCUUGCUCCAAUUGCUUCGGCCCUAGCAGUGGAACUCUUGGUGGGAGUCUUGCAUCACCCUCGUGGGAUAUUUGCAGAAGGUGAGGUUUCAAGCUCUAUUACUACUGGGAAUAGUGAGCUGCCUCUUGGUAUUUUACCGCACCAAAUCCGAGGUUCACUCUCACAGUUUUCUCAGAUGAUGCUUGUGGGUCAAUCCUCAAACAGUUGCACAGCUUGUUGUGGCACAGUUGUAUCAGAAUAUAGGAAAAGGGGAAUGGAGUUCAUUCUCCAGGCGAUUAACCUUCCUACUUAUCUGGAGGAUGUUACUGGACUAACGGAGUUGAUGAAAUCGGCCAACUCUUAUAGUUUAGACUGGGAUGCAGAGUCGGAUGCCGAUGCAGAUGAGGAUGAUUGUGUUGAAAUCUAAGUUAUUAUUUUCAUUGUUCUUCAAUUUAAUUUAACAUAUUGUUUCUGCUUCAAUACCAUUGUAAGUGGUUCAAAACUGAAAAAUGUUAAAAUAAGGGUUUUUAUUUUAAUCAUAUAUAAAUGAUAUUGAUCAGUUAGUUUUAAAAUCAUAUACAAAGGUAUUUGAUCAAA